Molecule: messenger RNA, 798 nt
Organism: Exophiala spinifera
Lineage: Eukaryota; Fungi; Ascomycota; Eurotiomycetes; Chaetothyriales; Herpotrichiellaceae
Exons: 2
Coding region: 1-798 (265 amino acids)
Molecular function (GO): oxidoreductase activity
Source: RefSeq, a predicted model, not a curated record
AUGGACAGCUUUUUCAGCGGCAGGACAUAUGCAAUCUCCGGGGGCGCAAGUGGGAUCGGCCUUGCGGUCACCAAAUCUCUUCUGCGUCAAGGUGCGAACGUGUCGAUAGCCGACAUACGCAUAGCCGACACACUUCUGCAGGAUCUUGCAAAAGAAGCUCCCGGCAUUCAGUGGCCUGGCAAGACUGAGGAUAGAAUAUUACUGAAGAAGGUCGACGUCCGCUCAAGACAAGAUGUGGACAGCUGGAUCAGUGACACUGUGGACAGAUUCGGUGCGCUCGAUGGUGCAGCGAACAUGGCUGGAACGAUACCAAGAGACCACAAUAUCGGCACCAUUGAGACAAUGGAUGACGAGGAGUGGGACUUUGUCUUUGGAGUCAAUGUCAAUGGAAUGAAAAACUGUCUUAGAGCACAGUUGAAGUAUAUAGGCAAGGAUGGUCGAAAGUAUGGCAGCAUAGUCAACGCCGGAAGCGGACUCAGUUUGGAAGGGAGGGAAGGAACCAGUGCCUACACCGCAAGCAAACAUGCGGUGUUGGGCCUGACUCGAUGCGUUGCGAAGGAGGUGGGAAAAAGAGGCGUCAGGGUGAAUUGCAUUGCACCGGGCUUCACAGAAACCCCAUUGAUGAAACAGUCAAUGAGCAUCGAAGGUUCCGAGUCGAAAGAGGACUUUUCGUCCACAGCGUUGGGUAGGUUGGCUCAGCCAUCGGAAAUUGCUGACACGGUUGUCUACUUGCUCAGUGAUAAAGCGAGCUUCGUCACUGGUGCUUGUAUCUCGGCGGAUGGCGGAUGGCAUUGUUAG